Clarias gariepinus (North African catfish) is the source of this 6259-nucleotide messenger RNA. RefSeq names its product vasorin a (gene vasna). The record is from RefSeq and is a predicted model, not a curated record. The transcript has 2 exons. Gene Ontology annotation, molecular function: protein binding. Lineage: Eukaryota; Metazoa; Chordata; Actinopteri; Siluriformes; Clariidae. The coding region runs from base 214 to 2256 and encodes 680 amino acids.
GACUCCAUUCAAAAAAUCAACAGAGUUCCCCAAAGUCGGAAGAAGUUUCAACAGAAACCGAGGAACUUCUUACAGUUAAAGCAAUUUAGUGUUCAUGUCCAACUUCAUCAGAUGGCAGAAGAACACCUAGUGAUGUUUAACUAGACCUUCUUUUCUGUCCUGCAAGGCGCUGAAGUACACUCUUACUGGUCUAAGAACGUUGUGGCUGUGACCAUGCAGCUCUGGGCCCAAAUACGGCAACUUCUACUGCUAUCCCUGCUCCUACUACCAGGGUCAUUCUGCAGCCAAUGCCCUCAGCACUGCAGCUGUAAUGUAGUGAGCUCCAUCUUCUGCAUACAGCGCCGUGCUUCCACCAUGCCCCUUAAUUUGCCUGCAUCUACACAAAAUCUCUACGUGUUUCAGAAUGGAAUUAACUUCCUGAAUGAACAGGACUUCGUUGGCCUGGUUGAUCUGCAAAUGCUGGACCUUAGCCAGAAUGAACUUUCAGUGAUUCCUGAUGGGGUUUUUGGCCCUCUUAAGUCCUUACGCAACCUCGACCUCUCUUCAAACAAAAUUACUCAAAUCUCUAAAAACAGUUUUAAUGGGUUAGUUAAUCUGGAGAGGUUGUAUAUCCACAACAAUCGCAUCCAAAGCAUUCACCCAGCUGCAUUUUCGGGAUUGGAGAACCUCUUGGAGUUGAAGCUUCAGAGAAACCAGAUCAGUCUACUUCCCGUUCUGCAUCUUCCCAGAUUGCUGUUGCUUGAUCUCAGCUUCAAUAGUAUCCCUGCACCUGGACCUGUUGACCUACAAACACCACACUUGGAGUCAUUAAAGUUGGCUGGGCUGGGGCUGACUACUUUGGAUGAAGGAUUACUAAGAAGGCUGGGAAAUCUUCAUGAUCUAGAUGUAUCUCAGAACAAGCUAGUAGGAAUGCCAUCUGCAUUAAUAUCCGCAAGAGGGCUAACUCGUCUCAACUUAGCAGCUAACCCAUUGGGCCCUAUUCAUCAGCAGGACUUUAAGAACCUAGUGGGAUUGCAAGAGCUGGAUCUGAGUAAUCUGAACCUGCAGGGAUUCCCUGUUGACUUUUUCCAGUUGUUUCCCAAGCUGAAGCAAUUAACGGCUGCACAAAACCCUUUUAAUUGUGUUUGUUCACUCUCCUGGUUCCCCACUUGGAUGAAGAAUGCACAAGUGGAUCUUGGAAAAACUGAUGAAACACGUUGCCACUUCCCUCUUAUAAAUGCAGGCAAAAUGCUUUCUGAGCUAGAAUACAAAGACUUUGGUUGCCCUUCCACCAUCACCGAGCUGUCAGAAGUACUUACUAGCAGCAGCAUGCGUAACACUCCAGACCCUACCACUGCUCCACAUACCACCCUUAAUGUCCCACCUUCUGUCCCUAGUGAAAAGUUGCCAGUUGAAAAGCAUGUGCCCCCUGAAGCCUCUGCCUCUCCCAAAAGUAGCGAGGAACGAAAAGAGCACAUGUGCCCGCCAAACAUCUGCCUGAACGGGGGUACAUGCAAGUUUGACCAAAGGGGGGAAGUAAAUUGCAUGUGCCCUAUGGGAACAUCGGGAACAUACUGUGAAAACCAAGAUGAAUCCCAACCUCCUCCAUUGUCUCCAAGAGUUGCUGUAGUGACAGUACCUUCAAUAAAACCAGAGAAGAUUAGCUUCCAUCACGUAACCAGCACCUCAAUUUCACUGGACCUUCAUCGGUACAUUGAAUCUCGGCCCAACAUCCGUGGAAUCCGUCUUACUUAUCGCAACCUGUCUGGUCCUGACCGCAGACCUCUCCAACUCAAUGUACCUGCGUCAUACCCGGAGUACACAUUGAGAGGACUACAGCCGAACUGCACAUAUUCAGUUUGUGCCAGUCCUCUGGAUGAACCUGUAGAGGAAGCUGUGAACUCCUGUAUGGAUGUGCAAACCGCUGUAGGCUCUCUGCAACCCAAUGUGAAAAGGUCUGAAACUUUCUCCACUCUUGUACCCACCCUGGUGGCGCUAGCUGUGGUGAUGGCAGUGGCCAUAGUUUCAGCAGUGGGAGUGGUUUUACGGAGAAAAAGGGUGAAAUCUUUGACAGAUAUGGAUCUAGCUGAGCCAACCCCUUAUGAGUUAGAAGGUGUAAAGAUGGGUUUAGAGAAUGGAACAUCACCCCAAAAACAGUCUGAGAUCUUGCCUUACCAGCCAGUAACUCAGAACGGCAUUGACUACGAGGUCCCGUUGAUCCAAGAACAGUUUGCAUCAAACAACAACACUGAUCAGAGAAUACCAUCAUACUUUUAGCGCUUUUCAGACCUCCAGCACCUAGGGAGAGGUGUGCUGUAAUAACCCCUGCCGGCGGGUCAAGUGCAAACACAGUGCAGUCAUGUGGUUUGAGUCUUAAAAGUGACUUUAUGAAAGUAUUUAAACAAAGUGCAAUUGCCAGCUAAGGUAUUAUUUGGUGCUGAAAGUGCCAUUUGCACGUCCACACUUCAACUGCACUGUUCUCUGAGAAAUUCAAAAGGACAGAGUGUACACAGAGUUAUGCUUGUGUUGGCCACAGAUAUACCAAGAGCAUGACUAAAGCAUGGAUUUUUAAAGUUUUUGUUUAACAUAUCUGCCUUUAGACUGCACUUUUUCUUUCCACCUGAUUGGAUUUGUGCAUCUUCAAGACCUUUCCAUGGUACACAGGUCCUUAGACCUGUCUGGGAUUAAUAGCAUUUUGCAAUAUAACGAUGAAAAACAGGAUUGACUGCUUGUAGAAAGAGGGGGAUAAAACAUCAAGAGGGAUUUUUUUCCUUUCGAAAAAGCAUGCACUGACAUGAGUUUGGAUUUCUUCUCCUCUGACAAAACGAUGCACUGAUUAGAAGUUCGAAUUUGGGUUCAAAAGGGCUAAAAUAGAGAAACAUAGACUGGUUGUUUAGCCGUCAUUCCUUCAUGCUGCAGUUUCAAAAACACUUCCUUCCCUGGCCUCAACUUAAUUUUUUUUAAAUUUUUUUUAGAUUUGCUGUGAAAGAAAAAAUGAUGAAGAGACUUUUUGCAUAGUUUGUAUUGUAUGUUUGUCGUAUACUGUAUGUGAAUGUUGUCAGUUUUUGUGCUGAUAUUUUAUUUUUCUAGCAUUUUAUAUCUCGACGUUACAGACGUUAUUACCAGAGCCUCUCUGCUUUACCAUUUGCUUUGUAAUCAGGAGCACUUGAAAAGCUGGUUUGCAGUCAGUUAUCUGACAAAUUGUAGAUCACAAUGGCAUUCUGUGUUAUACUAUUGCAGUGUAUCGCUUAUCUUUAGGUUCUCCUUGUUUACUUUAUCAAGUGCAACCUGGCUUUAUUCAAGCUUACUUCAUUAUGUACAACUGUUUUAUAGAAAUAAUGAACAGUUUUGUCCCAAAAGCUCAGAAUUGAAGUAUUAGGAGAUGUAAGAUAUAAGUAUACUGAGGUAUACACUUCCACCAGUUCAACCGCCUUUCGCUUUGAUUAUACACAAUUUUGUGAUGAGGGCAUGUGUUCAAAUGAUUCCUGCUCCUGGAAGUACUCUUUAAAAAUUUUAACCCUGAAAUAUGGCCAUGCCAUCUGGGAAGAAAAACAGGGAAUAAAUAGAUGUUAUAACCUGGUCAUUGAGUACAUUCAGAUCGUCAGCUGACUUCAUUUUAUUGCCACAGAACGUUGCUAAUCAUAAACCUAAGCAACUGAAGCAACCCCAGGUCAUAACUCUGCCGUUAGAGGCUUGUAAAGUGGCCACUAUGCUGGGGGCAUAAUUUUAUGUGCUUUACACCCUAACUCGCCCAUUGCUCUGGAAUUGGUUUUCUUAUAGCUACGCAGCUGUUUAGACCCAAUCCUGCGAGUUUUUGUCACAUUGUGUGUCUCAUCACACGUUUUCACAAAGUCGAUUGUUCAGCCCUAUAUUUCCAGGCUGGACAGUUCUCAAUACAAGUCCAGUAAUUUUAUAUCUCCUUAGUUGUUUUCUUUCUUUAAAAAGGCCAAUAGUUUGGCCCUUCUAAAGAGGUAAAUGUUUUGGCCAUGCGGUGCAUGUAAAUGCAAAAAAAGGUCAUUUUGUCUUUAACUUCAGAUAUAAUCCAUGAUCACACACAAAAACCUAAAAGGAGCUUGGAGUCCUUUUAACAAAUUUGUCCAUGUUGCAUAAAAUUAGUCCUAAGUGCAAAGCAUAUGUUUUUGUUUGUGCAUUUUGACACCAGCAGACUGUGAAAAGGUUCAAAGUCAAGUUAAUGUUGUUAGACAUAGUUUGUCUGGAGAAUUUCAAACUCAUCCACCCUGAACCGCUCUAAAGAAUUUAACUUCUGCUAGACAUGUUGGUUAAUUGUUACGUUAGUUGACCUUUUCUAUAUUACGCACAAUGCUGUUUUGCCUUCUAAUUGUGAUGUAGUGGAGUUUAGCCAUGAUAUCUUGUCUAAGCUUUAGCCUUAAACAUACAGUAGGAAAAUCUAUUCAAACAGAUCACGCUAAAAGUGACGUCAAUCAUCUCGUAGGCCGCUAGCUAACUAUCUGAGCCGUGUUGUGUCGUAGCUGCACUGCAUUCCGAAGCUUUGAGUCCAGCUGUGUCAUCACCACAUAACCGCUAACUUCUUACAGAAAUAAAGGAAAAUACAGCAUCAGUCAACAAAUUAGCACCAGAAUCGUUAAACACAGAAUUAUUAUAAUAACGAACACAUUUUUUGUGUUUCAAGGUGGAAUUUUUUUUUCUUUUUUAAACAAAAAGUCUCUCUUCUCUACUGAAGUUGUGAACAUCGUUGAUUCAUUCAUUUCAUUUAAUAUACAGCACAUUUUUCAAACAUAUCAAUCCUACUAGAUGGACAAAUCGGUUUCAGCUCUGGAGUCUCUGUUGAUUUGAGCGAUCUUCACUCCACAAGCACCUUCCAGUCUGUGCAGAUGGCCCCGGCACCCGGCACAUCCAAACAUUUAAACUGGAAAGAGAAGCCGCUUCACACAGCACAAGGGACCUGAAACUAUUUCAAACAUUUCCAAAGCUUUUUCAAGUUCCUUGUAUAACUUGGGGAGUUUAUUAUUUCUAUUGGUAAUGUUUUGGGUAUGCAAAACCGAGCCCUCUCUCUCCUUCUCUCUCUCUCUCUCUCUCUCUCUGAACUGUAAAAAACACAUAUGUGUUUAAAAAAGAAAAAAAAAGUAUGACAUCUUUUAAGAAAAAAUACAAAAUGCUUCCUUUUUUAUACUGUUGCUUCCUUUUUUAUUUGUCUGUAUGUGAAUUAAUGUAGUUGUGUGUUACUUCUUUUCACGAAUCAUGUGCACUAAUUCCUGCUGAGCCAGUCUAUGAGUCAGUAGUAUUAGAGUAACGAGGCUUAUCUGGAGUCAGACCUUUUGUUUUUCUUGAACAGGAAGGAUUUAAAUAUUGUGCAAUGGACAGCUGUAUUCAGUCCAUUUUCUUCAAGAAUAAGCUAUGGUAAAAACAAAACAAAAAGGAGCUAGGAUUUACAUAAAGGUUUAAGUAAACAAUUACAGCCUUUUCCUUUAAACUUCACCCCGAACCAAGAAACACAGCUCCUACGGACUGGAUAAUGGCCAUAACAUUCGUUCAUCAUUAGUGACAUUAGCAUUUUGGGUGUUCUGCUUUAAAGCUGAUCAUUACCGUAUGACUCAGAGUCUCCCACUGUUCGUUCAUCCACUCCCUUGUUGUUCUUUUUUUUCUGACAGGGCUUGGGUCCAUUAGUGUCCUUUUUGCAAAAUAAAUGGCUGAAUUAAGGUCAAUUUGUGAAAAGAUAUUAAGCCAUAUUGUAGCAUGAUGACAAAGCAUCAUUUAAAAGCCAUACACACACACACACACACACACACACACACACAGUAACAGUCUCAGUCGGUUAAUUUUUAAAUAAAAAGGCAAAGUGUGCCCUCUUUAAAUAUUAUGCAUAGCUCUAAAAGGAAUGUGCCUCCGUGUGUUUCUCUUCAUGUUUUAAUAAAACCUAAGGUAUGAAACUCCUUAAGGCAUCUGAAAAAUUAUAAGCAACAAAGCGGAAGUUUUUUUCCCCCACUAAUUCCAAAAAGUGUUUUAUUCCAUUACACGCCCCAUCAAUAUUCCAAUGGAUACUGUUUUUUCAAUUAUUAUUUACAUACAUUAUAAUGCAUCUAUAGUUACAUUUAAUGUUGGGGAAUGCCCAUGAAACAAAUAAGUUCCUGUUAUCACUUGCAUUAAAUUGUCAUUCCCGCAUCAGCUUCAUGUUUUUCCUGCUCUCUUUUGAAGUUUUUCAGAUCCUGAGAUAAGAUAAGGUACAAACUUGAACUUACAGUGUCAGUUCUGCUUCUUUUUAGGCUGACAUUGGAGAAAAAAAUAAACAAACAUCUCCUUC